Messenger RNA from Aspergillus affinis, 1068 nucleotides. RefSeq lists its product as uncharacterized. The coding region runs from base 1 to 1068 and encodes 355 amino acids. Lineage: Eukaryota; Fungi; Ascomycota; Eurotiomycetes; Eurotiales; Aspergillaceae. The transcript is spliced from 2 exons. The record is from RefSeq and is a predicted model, not a curated record.
AUGAUGGCUCCGCGUAAAAAAGACGUCCUUUCGACUGUCACCGACAAGACCGAGUCUGCUACCGACGCGGUGGACCGAUCCGCCAGCCACCUGCGCCAGAAGACUCGUUUGGAGCACAUUUCAUCUCCAGCCCGAUUCAUUCUCGUUGUGGGCAGUAGUUUGAUCCUCAGCUCUACCUUGUUCACCCUUUCCUCGAGCAUCACCUUAGGCGAACUCGGUGGUGUGAGCAAACACCUCGAGGAAUGGUGGGAAGUUGGGGGAUUGAUAGUAUGGAAGGCCGUCGAGGUCGGAUUGGCCUGGACUCUAGGAUUUGACGGCCGAGACGUGUCCUCGUUCAUCUUCCUCACCCACCUGCCCACCUAUGCUCUACUUGUAUCUUUCUACAACAUCCGACCCACCACCGUUCUCGCCUCGUACGCCAUUAUCCUCUUCUCGACCUCAAUCACAUUCAUUUUUCUCCGCAAACCCUCAUCCGUGCAUAACCUGUCCGGCGCCCCGUGGGAUGCCGUCUCCAACCGGUUGAUCCUCCAAGACCGCGCGACCACGAUCUAUACCACCGUCGCGGCGACGGCCAUUUUCACCGUCACCCUGUACAUCAGCUACGCCACCUGGCUCCCAGCCCAGCUCGUCCUCCACUUCAUCAACAUCCCCGACAUCAGCGCCGUACACGCUGGCCCCGCCGGUCUCCCCGUUCUCUUCGUCUCUCUUCUCCCCGCCGGCUGGGCCGCGCGAGACUUUCUAUUCGCGAGCUCCGCCGGCGCACUGGCAUCGAAAUCGGACUCUACCAAGAAAUCUCCCUCUUCUUCCUCCACCGACCGCCAGGGCGAAUAUCUCAUUUCUACGAUCUACCGCAAAACAUGGGCCUCCUUGUCCGCCAAAACGCGGGUCCUGGUUUCCCGCACUUUCGUACUCGCCAGUAUGUUGGUGGUCAACACCAUCGUGCAGGUAGCGGGCACCAUUGACGGAGUUGACAUUGAAGGCGCGUCCGCGUGGGGUUCCGUCUGGGCUGUUGCGACUUUCAUCGUGGCUGGGCUCUUUGCCUGGAUCGAGGCCAUCGAUGGCGUAUAG